Erigeron canadensis is the source of this 1196-nucleotide messenger RNA. RefSeq names its product probable calcium-binding protein CML11. The record is from RefSeq and is a predicted model, not a curated record. Gene Ontology annotation, molecular function: calcium ion binding; enzyme regulator activity. The coding region runs from base 289 to 783 and encodes 164 amino acids. The transcript has 2 exons. Lineage: Eukaryota; Viridiplantae; Streptophyta; Magnoliopsida; Asterales; Asteraceae.
ACUACCAUCUCCAAAAUCCAUUUUUCAGACACAAUACAAUACAACUCAUCUCAAUUUUCGUUAAAAUUUCACUAAAUUGAUUAAAUAUUAAUAACAACAAUAAUUGCUUUUUCGAAUGUUUGUUGGAUCAUCAUCAAUCCACCCUCUCAUUUUUAUCUAUUAAUCUCCUCUUCAAAUCCUCCUCUAUCAUAUAUAUUAUUUCUUCCCCACGAAUUUUUAAAAACCACAAAAAACAUUCCUUAAUAAUUUCCAUACAAAACACAUAUAUAUAAGGAUAAAUUAUAAGACAUGAGCAGUGAGCAAGAAACCGUGAAACUCGACGACGAACAACUGUCCGAGUUACGAGAAAUCUUCAGAUCUUUCGACAGAAACAACGACGGCAGCCUAACACAACUCGAACUAGGUUCAUUAUUACGAUCAUUAGGUCUCACACCGAGCCCUGACCAGCUUGAUGCAUUGAUACAAAAGGCUGAUACGAAUAGCAACGGGCUGAUCGAGUUUUCUGAGUUUGUUGCAUUGGUUGCACCCGAGCUUUUGCCAGCUAAGUCGCCUUACACGGAUGAUCAACUGAAACAGCUGUUUAAGAUGUUUGAUCGUGAUGGGAAUGGUUAUAUUACUGCAGCUGAGUUGGCUCAUUCUAUGGCUAAACUCGGACAUGCGUUGACUGCUGAGGAACUCACUGGGAUGAUUAAGGAAGCCGACACUGAUGGUGAUGGUCGGAUUAAUUUCCAGGAGUUUUGUCGCGCGAUCACUUCUGCUGCUUUUGAUAAUUCCUUUUCUUGAAGUUUUACUUUUUGCUCUUUCCAGCAGGUUCACAUGUGAUCCUUUUAGGGUGGUUUUUGUCGACGAAGAAGCUUAAAUCUCCACACCGUGAUUGAAGACUCGUUUAGUUUUUAUACGUUGCAAAAAGGUUGUUUGUUUCAUUACUAGGCUAGUUUUUUGUGGUUAAGCUUAUUCAGAGAGCUGGUGAUAGAUUAUGUGGUUGAAUUCAUCUGUUUCUGGCUCAUAUUCACUGCUUGUGGUGUUGCCAAUAAGCAAACUUUUGGAACCAUAUCCAUAUAAACUCCCUUUCCCAAUUCCCCAUCAUGAUAUUAUUGGUCUGCAUUUGAGAUAGAAAACUCAUAUAUUUUUGUUUACUAUCAUUUCCGAUUUGUACUGUAGUAAUUUUAACUUUUUACAUGAGAUAAGUGUGUGUA